Molecule: messenger RNA, 4061 nt
Organism: Erigeron canadensis
Lineage: Eukaryota; Viridiplantae; Streptophyta; Magnoliopsida; Asterales; Asteraceae
Product: pentatricopeptide repeat-containing protein At1g62914, mitochondrial
Exons: 3
Coding region: 165-2387 (740 amino acids)
Molecular function (GO): protein binding
Source: RefSeq, a predicted model, not a curated record
UAAAUGAUGAUCAAAAUUCAUACUCAUUUAUGUAAUCACUUAUCCUACCGGAGUUUUCCCACCGGAGCUCUGCGUACACAAGGCAGCUCAGCCACAAUUACGUAAGCCCUUCCAAAUUUCAACUUGUUACAUAUUACUGUAUAUAAAAUUCAAUAAAUUUAACAAUGCUACAAUUCAAUUUCAAGAUUCAAUUACAAAAAUUAACACUUAUAAGAUCAUUCACUUCACAGAACCCUAAAUACCACCAAACCAACAAUUUAGUUAGGGCUUCCAUUAAUGAAAAUGAGCUUGCUUUUGAACAGUUUGAGGGAUUUAGAAAUGUGGGUCAUGAUAAAGAUGAUGACUUUAUGCACCCAUUAGUUAAAGAAGUUUGUCGGUUAAUCGAUUUACGCUCCAAAUGGACUCCGAAUCUUGAAUUUGAACUAAAACAGCUAUUUAGAAGUUUAAACCCGAAACAAGUUUGUGAUGUGUUAAUAAACCAACCCGAUGCACGGAUCGCUUUGCAGUUGUUUUAUUGGGCCGAUAGACAAUGGCGAUACCGGCAUGACCCUGUUGUGUAUAAUGUAAUGUUGCAGAUUCUUAGUAAGACUAGUUUGUAUCAAGGUUCGAAAAGGGUGUUACGUCUAAUGAGUCGUAGAGGGGUUCGUGUUAGGGCAGAGUCGUUUGGUUAUCUGAUGGUUUCGUAUAGUAGGGCUGGUCUUUGGAGGAAAGCAUUGCAGGUUUUUACGAUGAUGGAGAGAGCUAAAGUUGAGGUUAGUUUGGAUGUGUAUAAUGUUGCGGUUUAUGUUUUGGUGAAAGCUGGUAAGUUGGAAAUGGCACUUAGGAUGCUUGAUAGGAUGGAGUUGGUAGAGAUUGGGCCUAAUGUUGUGACGUAUAAUUGCUUGAUUAAAGGGUAUUGUGAUGCGGGUCGUAUUCAGGAUGCAAUGGAUUUGAUUGAGGAUAUGCGUUUGAAAGGUUGUUUUCCUGAUAAGGUGUGUUACCAUACUGUGAUGGGAUUUUAUUGUAAAGAGAAUAGAGUAAAAGAAAUUAGGGAUUUGAUGGAUAAAAUGUUAAAUGACAGUAAUGUAAUCCCGGAUCAGGUUACUUAUAAUAUGCUCAUUCAUAUGCUUUCUAAGUAUGGUUUUGGAGAUGCGGCGAUUAGUUUUCUUAAUGAAGCUGAAGAAAAGGGGUUUUCUGUUGAUAAAGUUGAGUAUAGUGCGAUUAUCCAUUCAUUCUGUCAAAAAGGAGACGUAGAGAAAGCAAAAGAACUUGUCGAUGAAAUGUAUUCCAGGGGUUGUAAGCCUGAUAUAGUUACUUACACUGAUGUUUUGAAUGGUCUUUGUAGUGUCGGGAAAAUAGAUGAAGCUAAGAAGUUGCUUCAACAAAUGUCGAAUCUUGGUUGUAAGCCAAACACUGUUUCAUAUACAGCUUUGUUAAAUGGAUUGUGCCGAAAUGGGAAAUCAUCAGAAGCUAAAGAGAUGUUAGACAUGAGUGAGGAAGAUUGGUGGAUCCCAAAUUCCAUCACCUAUAGCGCUGUGAUGCAUGGUUUUAGAAGGGAAGGAAAGCUAUCCGAGGCCCAUGAGAUUGUCAGUGAAAUGAUUAGAAAGGGAUUUAUGCCGACACCCGCUGAAAUCAAUCUUUUGAUCCAAGCUUUUUGUCAAGAAGGAAAACCAGAUGAUGCCAAGAAGUUAAUGGAAGAAUGCCUGAACAAAGGAUGUGAAGUUAACGUGGUUAAUUUUACUUCUGUCAUACAUGGUUUUUGCCUAAAGGAAGAUUUAGACUCCGCCUUUUCAGUUCUUGAUGAUAUGUACUUGAACAACAUACAACCAGAUGCCAUCACAUACACAGCAAUAGUUGACAAAUUAGGAAAGAAGGGUGAUAUCGAAAAGGCCAUUGAAAUUAUGAACAAGAUGCUCCACAAGAGUUUAAUCCCGACCCCUGUUACAUACAGGGUUGUCAUACAUCGAUUCUGUCAACAUGGUAAAGUUAGCAAGUUGUUACCUCUACUAGAUAAGAUGUUGUCAAGGCAGCCGUGCAAGACUGCUUACAAUCAAGUUAUCGAAAAACUUUGUUCAUUUGGGAACCUUGAUGAGGCGCAUAAACUAUUGGGUAAAGUUCUAAAGACAGCUUCUUAUACCGAUGCUAAUAGUUGCCAUAUGCUCAUCGAAAGUUAUCUGAGGAAAGGAGAUCCCCAGAAUUCUUAUAAAGUGGCUUGUCGAAUGUUUAGUCGUAAUCUGGUUCCCGAUUUAAAGUUAUGUGAGAAAAUGAGGAAAAUUUUGGUUGUUCACGGAAUGUCACAUGAGGCAGAUGAGCUUAUGCUGAAGUUUGUUGAAAGAGGAAAGAUCUUUCCAAAGAAUAUUGAGGAAAUGAAUAGAUUGAGGCCAUUUAGCAAACCAGUUAGUGUUUAAAUUUACUUGAUAGAUAUCACAUAUAUGAGAAUAAUGAGAUUCUUUUUGGUAACACUGGUGUCCAGCCUUUGGCCCCCUAAAUACACGAGGUCCAGGUCCAUUGCUACACAAACUUGGAACUGGUUCAAGCUCAGUGAAAUUGGCAUGCCCUCACAAGGAGGGGUCACUCCAGGAGGGUUUUGAACCUGGACUCGCCCACUCUUUUCUUUUAAACAGCUACUUCUACAUUAACAGGCAUCGCUAUUGGAGAUGUUUUUUCUGGUCCUCUUCUUUCUGAUCAUUUGUUGUGAUUCAACAACAUUUCAGAGGAUUAGGCUGAUAAAUACAAUUAAGCAAUUGAAGGCAUUGAAGUUCAACUGUAUAUGUAAGGUGAUAACUCUUCUUUCAGCUAGACAGGUUCAGCCCUUCAAGUACAGGAAGUUCAAAGUUGUACACAAAAUAAAAUAUUAUAGGUCCCUUACCGGUAAGAUAAAUGGUUAUGAUCUGAAGUAGUUUGGCCUAAACAAACCAAUAAUUCAGGUUGAACUGAGCUAUCUUUUAUUAAUGGAACAAAAGAGUAUUGGCAAGAUAAUAUAGUCACACCCAUCACUCUCAAGUUCAUCAAGGGUAUAACUCAAAGUUUGUGGACCAAAAACCAUGUCGGGGCAACCGAAACAGUCUUCAAAAUAGUUCAACUAUAUGCAUAAUGUUCAGGAUUACAUUACAUUUAUAAGUCAUAUAAAUUAUGAUUUACAAGAUUUCAUAUUUCUAGUCAGGAUAACUUGAUGGUGAAUUAGAUCCAAUUCACCGUAAUAAUUGUACUAUCAUGUGUUUAGCAUCAAUUUUUAUAUAACCAAACUUUUUGUAUCAAUAAUGAUUUGAGUUAUCAACAUCCCAUGAGCAAAUUCGUUGUACAUUAAUGAUCAUGCUAAAUAGUACAAUAGCUAUAAUUAUUGCUAAAGAUAUCCAUAUAAGUGGAUAAACGAAUAAAGUUUUUCCUAUUCAGGUUAUUUAGGGAGCCCAGACUUUUGACUUGGACAACCUUACAACAAUGGAAGCCAUUAAAAUCUGAAUCCGAUCUGGAUGUACUUCAACUUCGAUAUCAUCAAAUUAAUAAAGCUUGUUCUGAAACUUGGUGGGGUGUAUUUGUACAUACAAUCCGAAGAAGAACAAAACGCAACGAUAAGAAGGAAUUUCCGACAGAGCUUUCAUCAGUUAAGCAACAAGAAACACAAAAGCAGCCGGAUUAAACACAACUAGCCCAAAAGCCUCUCUUCCAUUUACCGCCGCUUAAUCGACGGUUGGUUGAAGCCGAUCGACAGGAGCUUGCCAAUAGCGAUGCUUGUCGACGAGAACUGCGGAAAAUCAUUAUAGGAGGAGUCUUAUAAUUAAAAGAAAGCGACUUUCAUGUCUUUUUAUAUAUGUCUUCAUCAAAGACGACCAUCGGCAAUGGGGCAAGAGGAGGGGACAUGCCGGUGGUGGUGAUGGGAAUUGGGAGGUGGGGGCCGGAGCAAGAUAUAUAUUUUUGAUUAAUAAUAAUGCAUUAACCAAAUAUGUAGAAUCAAAGUAUGUAUGUAUUUCAUUUAUUAUUAUUAUAAGCAAAUCAAACGCUCCAAAAUUAGGCUAGUAGUAGAAUUGUAUUUGGAUACACAAAACAAUCACAAACUUAAGAACUUGUGAUACUUUUUCAUUCCA